Molecule: messenger RNA, 475 nt
Organism: Papaver somniferum (opium poppy)
Lineage: Eukaryota; Viridiplantae; Streptophyta; Magnoliopsida; Ranunculales; Papaveraceae
Product: UPF0187 protein At2g45870, chloroplastic-like
Exons: 2
Coding region: 84-398 (104 amino acids)
Molecular function (GO): chloride channel activity
Source: RefSeq, a predicted model, not a curated record
GUUUUGGAAAAAGAGGAUGUCGUUGUUGAUUGUCGGGGGUUGAUUGGACCGACAGAUGCAAGUAACGCGAAGCUCCUCCAAUCAUGGGUGUUCUCAUGCAAUUCCCGAAUUCACCUCUACCUAGUCCCGAAAGUUUGAGCUCUCUGACAUUGCUGGUCGCAUUGUUGAACUCAGGCAGGCUCCUUAGCAAUGAGGAUUUAACAGCACCAGCUCUCGCUCUUUUACUAGUAUUUCGUACCGAGGCAUCUUAUUCGAGUUUUGAGAAAGGGAGGAAGGCUUGGACUAAAGUCAUCGCUGGGACAAGUGAGUUUGCGCGACAAGCUGGUACGAGUGAUACAAAUAUAACCAUAAAGAAUGCAUUGAUGAGAUUUUGUAAAAGAUCUGCAACAUCUGCUUGACGAGGAUGAUCUGGAUGUCAUUUUUGGUGCACCUCAUAGACCUCGUUGCAUGAAUAAAAAAGUGAAAGAAAGAAGAA